AGAAGAACAAAAACCUCAACUCUCACAGAAAUUGCACCAGCAGUUUGAGGUAUACAAAGAGCAAGUGAAAAAGAUGGGUGAAGAAGCUCAACAGCAGCAAGAGCAAAAGGGUGAUGCCCCCACUUGCGGGAUCUGCCACAAAACGAAAUUUGCAGAUGGCUGCGGCCAUAAUUGUUCAUAUUGCCAAACGAAAUUCUGCGCACGUUGCGGAGGUAGAGUGUCAUUGCGCUCAAGCAAGGAGGAUAAAGUGGUAAUGUGGGUUUGUAAUUUGUGCCGAAAACAACAAGAAAUCCUCACAAAGUCAGGAGCCUGGUUCUACAACAGCGGGUCCACCACAGCACAGACGGCCGGGGAAGAGGCUCAAGCAGGGCUCCAGAACGAAGAAGCUCCUCAGGAGAAAAAGGCUAAACUACAAGAGCAGUCCCAAUACCAGGGACCCUCAGGGGACUUACUAACACCAGCCUCAGAGAAGGGCCGAUCACAGGGGAUCGUAAGGCAAGACUCUAUAAAGAAUGGAUCGGGAGUGAAGCACUCCGCUGCUGGUGAUCUGCCCUCUGACAGGAAAAGAAGUCCGUCAAUAUCUGGAGAUCAGAAUCGACGAUACGACGAAGAUAUAGGGGAACAUUCACAGUAUGUUACAACAGAUAGCGCAAUGCCUAGAUCACCUUCGGAUUAUUCUGAGAGGCGAUCGCCACGUGGGCCUCAGCACUAUGAAGAACCUGAACAUGGCGAUUACAGGAGAAGUCGGCGGCGUUCCAAUGAGUAUUCAGUAGAUGAGGAGGACAUUCAGGACAGGGAUGAAUAUGAGAGACAAAGACGAGAGGAGGAGUAUCAGGCCAGGUAUAGAAGCGACCCUAAUUUGGCUAGGUAUCCAGUUAAACCCCAACCAUAUGAGGAGCAAAUGCGCAUCCAUGCAGAGGUGUCCCGGGCUCGUCAUGAAAGAAGACAUAGUGAUGUUUCUUUAGCUAAUACAGAGUUAGAGGAAUCUCGUAUGUCCAUGUUGAGGCUAGACCGGCCAUCCAGACAACGGUCUGCAUCUGAGCGCAGAGCGGCCAUGGAGAGCCAACGCUCUUAUUCUAUAGAAAGAACUAGAGAUGUGCAGGGACCAAGUCCUGGUCGGCAAAGGAACUCAAACCAUAGCCCGCCAACACCUAGAAGGAGUCCCAUUCCUAACGAUAGGCCAGAUUUAAGACGCACAGAUUCUUUGCGAAAGCAACACCACCUGGAUCCAAGUUCUGCUGUAAGGAAAACCAAAAGAGAAAAAAUGGAAACCAUGCUAAGGAACGAUUCUCUCAGUUCAGACCAGUCUGAAUCAGUCCGGCCGCCACCACCUAAGCCUCAUAAAACAAAAAAAGGAGGUAAAACGCGCCAGAUUUCAUUGAGCAGUUCUGAGGAAGAGUUGGCAUCUACUCCUGAAUACACAAGUUGUGACGACGUGGAGAUUGAAAGUGAAAGUGUGAGUGAAAAAGGGGACAGUCAAAGGGGAAAAAGAAAAACUAGUGAGCAGGCAGUUUUGUCGGAUUCUAACACCUUGUCUGAGAGGCAAAAGAAAAUGGUGUGCUUUGGAGCCCACUCAUUGGAAGAGGAUUUGGAAUGGUCAGAGCCCCAGAUAAAAGACUCUGGGGUAGAUACGUGUAGUAGCACCACCCUCAAUGAGGAGCAUAGCCAUAGUGAAAAGCACCCGGUGACCUGGCAAGCGUCCAAAGAUGGCGACCGAUUAAUUGGCCGCGUCUUGUUAAACAAGAGGUUAAAAGAUGGGAGCGUCCCCCGAGAUUCUGGUGCAAUGCUCGGUCUGAAGGUUGUAGGAGGCAAAAUGUCAGAGUCUGGUCACCUCUGCGCUUAUAUCACCAAAGUGAAGAAAGGAAGCCUGGCGGACACUGUUGGAAGAUUACGACCAGGUGAUGAAGUUUUAGAAUGGAACGGGCGGAUAUUACAAGGCGCCACGUUUGAAGAAGUUUACAAUAUAAUUCUGGAGUCCAAACCUGAGGCACAAGUAGAAUUAGUGGUCUCCAGACCGAUAGGAGAUAUCCCCAGGAUACCUGAUAGCACACAUGCCCCACAGGAUUCCAGUUCUAGUUCCUUCGAAUCCCAGAAAAUGGAUCGUCCUUCCAUAUCCGUUACGUCCCCCAUGAGCCCUGGAAUGUUGCGUGAUGUUCCCCAGUUCCUGUCUGGACAACUCUCAAGCCAAAGCCUUAAUAGAAGAACAGCGCCUUUUGUUCCUAGGGUCCAGAUAAAACUCUGGUAUGACAAAGUCGGUCAUCAAUUGAUUGUCACUAUAUUAGGAGCUAAGGACCUGCCAUCAAGAGAAGAUGGAAGACCGAGGAACCCUUAUGUUAAAAUUUAUUUUCUUCCAGAUCGAAGUGAUAAGAACAAAAGGAGAACAAAGACUGUGAAGAAAACAUUAGAACCCAAAUGGAACCAAACGUUCAUAUACUCUCCGGUUCCCCGAAGAGAGUUUAGGGAACGAAUGUUGGAGAUCACACUUUGGGAUCAAGCCAGAGUUCGAGAGGAAGAAAGUGAAUUCUUAGGAGAGAUUCUAAUUGAAUUAGAAACUGCACUUUUAGAUGAUGAGCCACAUUGGUACAAGCUUCAGAUGCAUGAUGUGUCCUCAUUGCCACUACCCCACCCGUCUCCGUUUAUGCAGAGGAGGCAGAUGCACGGGGAAAGCCCAACUAGAAGAUUGCAAAAUAGAGGCCCAUAUUCAUAUAAUUCAGGAUCCAAGAGAAUAAGUGACAGCGAAGUGUCUGACUAUGACUGCGAUGAUGGAGUCGGGGUCGUGUCAGAUUUUCGGCACAAUGGUCGUGAUAUGCAGAGUUCAACAUUAUCUGUUCCAGAGCAGGUCAUGUCAUCAAAUCACUGUUCCCGGUCAGGAACUCUCCAUGUAGAUAGUAUAGGUCGGACUAGAUCCUGGUCUCCUAGUGUUCCGCCUCCCCAAAGUAGGAGUUUGGAUCAGGGACCAAGAGCGACAAGAUCUGGCCCUGCACAAUACAAUGUCAUGGGCAGAGUGGAAAGAACUCGUGUAUUAGAUAACCACUACUCCCCAGACAGAGAAAGUCAUUAUCUAACACUACCUCGCACCAGAUUCAGUCAAUCAUUUGACCAUCAUCUAAGAGAUCCAAGCACGGAUCACCCCAUGUAUCCUAUCUUUUGUGAAGAUGCUAUCCGAAUGCUGCGUUCCCGUAAGAUGUGCCGUACUUAUUCUGAGGGUGCUAACAAUGAUCUUGAGAGGAGAACUAGACAAGAGAGACGAGUGCCUAAUUCACAUUGCAGUGAACCUGCCCCUGCUCCUGAAAGGUUAUACAAUGGUGCAAGCGCGUGGGCAGAUCAUGUAGUCAAUGGUUCAGCUGAGUCCCCGGGGAAUUGCGAAGCGGGCGAUAGACACCCAUAUCAAAGAUCCAGGUCCACAGAACAACGGCCUGUACUUGAGCGGACGAAUUGCCGCUCCCGAUCCACUGAACGCCCUGACUCAAACCUCAUGAGGUCGAUGCCUUCAUUAAUGACGGGAAGAUCAGCCCCUCCUUCACCUGCCUUAUCGAGGGCACAUCCGCGCAGUGGUUCCGUUCAGACAAGCCCUUCGAGCACCCCAUUAGCAGGACGUAGAGGCCGCCAGCUACCACAGCUUCCGCCAAAGGGUUCGCUGGACCGAAAAGAGGAGUUCCACCAUGUUGAAGAACAGGGAUCAGAGGUGGAGGCAGAUUAUGAGGAGAAACUGCAGAGUCCACCUGUAAAUGGGAGAAAAGAAGUUACAUGGGAAGACCAGCAGAGAAAGGUGAAUGGUGCAAUAACUGAUGACAAACAAUUGCCGAGAAAGAAAGCCCAUUCUGAGCCAGAAGACUUGGACUCGCCACGAAGACGAAACUCAGAAGACAGGAUGGCAGAACACGAGAAUGACAAUGAUCCAGGUUCAAUGGAUGUAGAGGAAAGAAAUCGACAGAUGAAAAUGAAGAUGAACAAGUACAAGCAGGUGACGGGGUCAGACUCCAGGCUAGAGAAAGACUAUCAUUCCAAGUAUCGGUCAGGCCGGGAUCCGCAGAGAGGAUCGGACAAUGUCUCCAACAAGUCGUCAGACAGUGACGUGAGCGACGUGUCUGCUGUAUCCAGGACAAGCAGUGCCUCCCGAUUUAGCAGUACCAGCUACAUGUCUGUGCAGUCAGAGCGGCCGCGAGGGAACACCAAAAUAAGAAGAUUGAGAGAAAUAGAGGAAAGAAGUGAUAGGAGAGAUGGAGGGCAGGGAGGGGAGAACCACAAGGACCUGGGCUUCCCUGAGGAGGAUGAGGAAGUUAGGCAGGAGGAAAUGGAUAGUGAGAAAGUAGCAGAGGAGGUCCAGAGAGCCAGGGAGAACGCAACCAAGAGGGGAAGUAAGGGCUCCAUAGAGGAAGAGAUCCUGCAGGCGGAGAAAGAUGGAGAAACGCAUGAACCUGAAGAAAAUCACAAAGAGGAUCUGCCAAGGAGGUUGUCAGAGAAUGACAUCAGUGUUUUUACAUCCAAAAUGCAAAGCAGACAGAUGGGCCCCUCGGGGAAGAACAUGACUAAAAGUACCAGCAUCGGAGGGGAUAUGUAUACAUUGGAGAAGAAUGAUGGCAGCCAGUCUGACACAGCGGUGGGCACAGUCGGUUCCGGCAAUAAGAAGAGAAGAUCCAGCAUCGGCGCCAAAAUGGUGGCUAUUGUUGGCCUCUCGCGGAAAAGCCGAAGUACCUCACAGCUCAGCCAAACAGAAGUUGGAGGCAAGAAGUUAAAAAGCACGAUCCAGAGAAGUACGGAGACGGGUCUGGCAGUAGAGAUGAGAAACUGGAUGACGAGGCAAGCCAGUCGGGAGUCUAAUGAUGGGAGUAUGAACAGCUACAGCUCCGAGGGGAACCUAAUAUUUCCCGGGGUCCGGCUGGGGUCUGACAGUCAGUUUAGCGACUUCCUCGAUGGACUUGGUCCCGCACAAUUAGUUGGAAGGCAGACCUUAGCUACUCCGUCUAUGGGUGAUAUCCAGGUUGGAAUGAUGGACAAGAAGGGACAGUUAGAAGUGGAGGUUAUAAGAGCUCGGGGUCUUGUGGUAAAACCAGGAUCGAAGACACUGCCAGCACCGUAUGUAAAGGUGUAUCUCUUGGAAAAUGGAACCUGCAUAGCCAAAAAGAAAACAAAAGUAGCAAGAAAAACGCUGGAGCCUUUAUACCAGCAGCUGUUAUCUUUUGAAGAAUCGCCACAAGGGAAGGUCUUACAGAUAAUUGUCUGGGGCGAUUAUGGACGUAUGGAUCACAAGUCAUUCAUGGGUGUAGCACAGAUACUAUUAGAUGAACUGGACCUGUCCAAUAUGGUGAUUGGAUGGUUUAAACUGUUCCCCCCUUCCUCUCUAGUAGACCCAACGUUAGCUCCUUUGACCCGAAGAGCAUCCCAGUCAUCUCUGGAAAGUUCCACAGGACCUUCUUAUGCUCGGUCAUAGCACCUGUGAAAAAACUGUUGUCUCUGCAACCAGCGUUUCAAAAAAAAAAAAAAAUAAGUAUCUAAAAAUAAAAACAAAAUCACAAGAAAUCAAAUUCUGACAGGUCGCGCACCCUGGUAAACACUGCAUGCUUAAUGUUGUGUCCUCUGAGCCUGUUUCUAGGGAUAAGGAGCGAUCCUGUGUUCUCAGCGGAAGUUGCACACAUUGUGCGCCAUAGGUGGCUCUCAGGUGGAGUGGAGCUAACCAACAGGUAUGGAGAUCGGUGAAGCUCAGUUCUUGUCGAAUCUGAAGCCAUGGAUUACUGACACUAGACAAAAUAAAAAUAAAGAAAUGCUUCAUGCAACGAAAGUCAUCGUCAGUGGCAUAUCACGUUGUUGCAAAAUUUUCUUUUGGUAUUUGCCCCCAAAGACUGGGAACCCACCCAAGGAAAAGUAAGCAGUGAUGGCAGAAUAUGAUGGCGGAAGACAGAACACCAGUGUUAUUAUUCAGGAUGAACAUCGUGGACGGAGCCCGCAGUCCGCUAAAGCCGGCUUAUACUAGUCAUUCAAGGGAUCCAUGAUAUGAUGAGUUCUCCGGGGAAGGGUUUUUUUUUUUGUCCGUGGUUAUUCCAUCGUUAAAGAACUAAACUUUUUUAUUAUUAUUAUUGGUUAAUUUAUUUUAUUUUUAAUUCAUUUUGCAUGGACAUAGAUCUAACUGAACACUGAAAAAAAAUUUAAUUUUCUUUGGGCUGCAACUUGCAAAAAAGAAACAUAAAAAAAUCAAAUAUGACCGGAAAAAAAAAAAAAAAAAAGAUACAGCCAUUUUCAACAAUUUCUAUUCUUUUUAAAGAGAGCAAAAAU
Molecule: messenger RNA, 6270 nt
Organism: Hyla sarda
Lineage: Eukaryota; Metazoa; Chordata; Amphibia; Anura; Hylidae
Gene: RIMS2
Product: regulating synaptic membrane exocytosis 2
Exons: 39
Coding region: 74-5431 (1785 amino acids)
Biological process (GO): positive regulation of synaptic transmission; regulation of synaptic plasticity; calcium ion-regulated exocytosis of neurotransmitter
Cellular component (GO): presynaptic membrane; cytoskeleton of presynaptic active zone
Molecular function (GO): small GTPase binding; transmembrane transporter binding
Source: RefSeq, a predicted model, not a curated record